Messenger RNA from Beta vulgaris subsp. vulgaris (sugar beet), 4114 nucleotides. RefSeq lists its product as uncharacterized. Lineage: Eukaryota; Viridiplantae; Streptophyta; Magnoliopsida; Caryophyllales; Amaranthaceae. Gene Ontology annotation, biological process: regulation of exocytosis. Gene Ontology annotation, molecular function: GTPase activator activity; myosin II binding; syntaxin binding. Bases 643 to 3666 code for a protein of 1007 amino acids. Gene Ontology annotation, cellular component: plasma membrane; cytoplasm. The transcript is spliced from 21 exons. The record is from RefSeq and is a predicted model, not a curated record.
UGAUAAAAUAUAUCAAAUUUAGGCUCAAUUUAUAGAUAAUUUUUUUUUUUAUAGUUGUAAUGUAAUUUUUUUUAAAAAAUUAUAAGCUGAUUUUAUUUACUUUAAAACAAAAAAAAAUCUUGUAAAAAAAAACAGCAACAAUAAAGCAAUAUUGAUACAUAUGGCAACACCCCAUUUGUUGUUAUGCACACCAUCCAAGGCAUGGUUGGUCUAGAAUUCCAAACCAACCAACUCCAAGGGCCAAUUGCUCCAAUGGUAAAGCUAAGUAAAGCUAGCUUUACUUUUUGCUAGACCAACCAAAACCAACCCCAUUGCUCAUGCUCUUAGGUUGAGUUUGAUCGUUUUCAUUAGCCCUCGAUACAAGUUAUACAAGGGACACAUAAUGAAGGCUGUGUUCUAUGAGGCUAUCAACCCAACAUACUCUGUUCUAACGAAGUUGUUCUAUGUAGGCUAAAUUUGACGCAAGCUUCUAUUCUUACUCUACACGAAUGUGUUAUAUCAUGGAUUUCCCUUACCAUUAACCUCAUUAACCUCUGGAACACACCCAGUUAUUUUGUGUGCUAGUGUGCACUGCUCUGCUUAUCUGUGUUUAUCAAGACCUGCAGAUUGAUUUCUUCAAAAAUCACAAAAGAUUAGAAAUUGAUGGUGAGAUUGAACAAAUUUUGCCUACAAAUUGUCUGGAAUCUGGAGAGCAGGUGUAUAACAUGUAGCUUGCAAUGGGAGUCUAAUAUAACGGCCUUUUCUGUAAUUUCAGGUUCCGCUUUCAUGUUUGUUGGAGAUGAGCAUGGUAUCGUGUCUGCAUUGAAAUAUGGUGCCGAAGAUAAAACUCUUGUACAAAUGCCAUAUCAUAUAUCUCCUGAUUAUAUCCUUGAAAAGACAGGCAUCUCAUUAUCUAAUGAUCAACCUGUUGUUGGAGUUCUUCCUCAACCUUCUUUUUUUGGAAACAGAUUACUGAUUGCCUAUCAGUAUGGAUUAUUUGUUCUAUGGGAUGUUCUGGAAUCUGAGGUUAUAGUCAUCAAAGGUGACAAGGAUUUGGUUAUAAAGGAUCACUUAUCUGAAUCUCCAGAUAAAUUAGCUGCUGAUCCACUUGAAGAUGCACAUGAACAAAUGAACGAGAAAGAAAUAAGUGCUCUCUGUUGGGCAUCUUCAGCUGGCUCGAUGCUUGCUGUAGGAUAUAUUGAUGGAGACAUAUUGUUAUGGAACAUACCAAGAGGUGCUUUCUCUAAAUCUAAAAAUGCUGGUGUACCAUGUAAUGAUGUUGUGAAGCUUCAGUUAUCUUCAGCUGAAAAAAGACUUCCUGUCAUUUAUCUAUGCUGGGGUGAAAGCACUACAUCUCAAAGCAGUUGCGGUGGUCAACUUUUCAUUUAUGGGGGAUGUGAAAUAGGGUCUGAAGAAGUUUUAACGGUAGUGAGUCUUCAAUGGUCUUCUGGCUUGGAGAUGCUGAAAAGUGUGCGUCGUGUAGACUUCUCACUCAUUGGUGCCUUUGCGGAUAUGGUUUCAUUAUCAUCCCUAGGGACAGAAGAAAAAGGCCACUUUGAUGGCCUUUUUGUAUUGACUGUACCUGGCAAGUUACAGUUUUAUUGUACAGAGAGUUUGUCUGCUUUACUUUCUCAGCCAGAGAGGAAAUCAUCUGUAUCUGGUAUUGAAUCUCCUGUGGUAAUACCCACUUCUGAUCCUCAAAUGACAGCUGCAUUGUUGAGCUUGCAACCUUCAAAUGGGAAUUUGUCAAUGUGGCUUUCAGAGAUGGCUUCAGUUUGUUCCGGACAGAAUCUAGCUGUAGGGAGAAAGUGGCCAUUGAGUGGGGGUGUACGAAGUGAAAUAACCUCUCCUGAAGAGAAGUCGCAGGAACUCAUUUACAUAGUUGGCUACCAUGAUGGAUCUGUCCGAAUUUGGGAUUCCUCUAAUCCAAUCUUUCCACUUGUUUCCACUAUAGAAGGUCAGGUUCAUGGAAUAGCUAAUGUCAGUUCAAAUGUCUCUGUAACCAAGUUAGACUUUUGCGCCUCAAUGAUGUAUUUGGCUGUUGGCACUCACUGUGGUGAGGUACGUGUCUACACUCUAAAUAAUGAUGCUGGGGGAACAAAGCUUCACUGGGUUAAACAUUCUGAACAUAUAGUGUAUGAUGUACCAUUACAGGAGGGUCCUAAAUGCAGAGCUGUUUUUACCUUGCUGAAUCAUCCAGUGCAGUCACUUCAAUUUUCUGCUUCUGGAGCCAGGCUUGCUGUGGGGUUUGAAAGCGGUCAUGUAGCAGUUUUUGAUAUGAUGUCUCUGUCAGUUUUGUUUUCAACAGACUCAGUGGCCAGCUCUAAAUUUAGAGUCAUCUCAGUAAUUUUAAAAACAUUUUUAGAUGCUCAUGGCUCUAGUAGAAACCCGAAGAAUAUAGAACAAUCUGAAGAAGAGCUGUUGUUCACCCUAACCCAGGAUGCGAAAGUCAAUGUUAUUGAUAGUAAGACUGGCAGCCCUGUCAGCUCCCAGCCACUGCAUUUGAAAGAGCAUACAGCGAUUAGCAUGUAUGUUAUAGAAGGCAGUGCUUUCAUGUCUGCUUCAUCAUCAGAACAUCAUGAGCAGUCAAACAAGGAAACCAAAAACCUAGAUGAGCCUAAGCAAGAUGUUUCUCCUAAGAUAGGUGACUUAAAAGACGCAGAACAUCUCCCCAUGGAUGGAGAAAAGUUGCUGGAUUCAUUAGUUUUGCUUUGUUGUGAGAGCACAUUACGUUUAUACCGUACCAAAUCUGUAAUGCAGGGUGAAGAUAAACCAAUUUGCAAGGUGAAGCUUGCACAAACAUGUUCUUGGACUUCCAUUUUAAAGAAAGAUGGCAAGGUUGUUGGACUUAUCUUGGUUUACCAGUCUGGAGUCCUUGAAAUCAGAUCAUUUCCUGAUUUGGAGCCUCUGGAAGAAAGCUCUCUGAUUUCACUUCUGAGGUGGAAUUCGAGACCGAACAUGAAGCUGGCCAGUUCUACAGACCAUGGGCAGAUCUUUCUGACAAAUGGGAGCGAGUCGGCGUUCAUCUCCUUAGCUUCUUGUGAAAUUGAGACAAGGUUUCUGGAAUUGUUGCCUUUACUUCAUGAUAAAGUUGUGGCUGCUGCAGCAGAAGCUGCUAUUUCCAUCUCUUCAAAACAAAAGAAGCAGGUUCCUCCUGCAGGUAUUUUUGGUGAUAUUGUCAAAGGCUUCAAAAAGGAAAAAUCAAACAAUGCAAACAACAAUCCUCCUGCUUGUAACUCUAGCGAAUUAGGGGAAAUACUUUCGAGGCCCGUUGUUCCUGAUUCAUCUCUAACCACCGUAGAAGAGAAGGAAGAAGAAGAGCUUGACAUAGACGACAUUGAAAUUGAUGAACCGGUUAUGAUGGCUUCAACUGUACUCCAUCAGGGUAAUCUUGCAAAAGGAAAAGCAACAAAAGGAGAGAGAGAGAGGUUAUUUGAGGGUGUUACUGUUGAUCCAAAGCCUAAAACCAGAACUCCUGAAGAAAUAAUGGCAAAGUAUAGGGGAGCUGAGUAUGCAUCUGCAGCUGCUGAACGUGCAAGAAACAAGCUUUUAGAACGCCAGGAGAAACUUGAGAGUAUCAACCAAAAAACAGAAGAUCUACGAUAUGAAGCUGAAAAUUUUGCAUCAAUGGCUGAUGAGCUCUUGAAAACGAUGGAACAACGUAAGAAAAAAUGGUGGAAGAUAUGAAGCUGACAUGCGAAGCUUACUCAUUAUUUUGCACCGUCGUGUCUCUAAGUCUUCUGAUUACAAGAGGAUACUUGGAAGGAUGAAACCACCUGUUCCAACCAUGCAUCCAAAUGUCCAAAAAAAGAGAGAUAUAUGUUUGUACAGGUUUCUAUUGAGUUAGGCUUGCUUCCAGAGAAGUAUGCACAACUACACAUAUUGUAUUUGUAUAUACGAUGUCUACUUUGCAGACAUGUAUAAUGCAAUUUCUUAUAUUACAAGCUUGCAUGUUGGACUUCACCUAACUUUGAUAUAAAGACCCAUCAACUUUUUAGUUUUUGUUUUUGCUUUUGUAUUUGUUUUUGAAGGGGUAAUGAGCACCGCCUCAUGUAACUUUCAGAGGCUCAGAGCGCAUUCUGUGUGCAGCAAACAGUUAAUAAAGAAGUUGUAAAUGCAUUAAGCAUUUUCUACA